This is a messenger RNA of Lytechinus pictus (painted urchin), 5767 nucleotides long. Its product is annotated as 3-phosphoinositide-dependent protein kinase 1-like. The transcript has 14 exons. Gene Ontology annotation, biological process: intracellular signal transduction; peptidyl-serine phosphorylation. The record is from RefSeq and is a predicted model, not a curated record. Bases 168 to 1784 code for a protein of 538 amino acids. NCBI's taxonomy places the organism in Eukaryota, Metazoa, Echinodermata, Echinoidea, Temnopleuroida, Toxopneustidae. Gene Ontology annotation, molecular function: ATP binding; protein serine/threonine kinase activity.
GUGUUUACAAAUUGGGGGUUAAGCUUCAGGGCCGAUUGUAAUUCCACAAGACGUUAAAAAACAAUUUUGUGUUAAAAAGAGGACAUUGUUUGAUUUGAUAUGAUAUUCUCUAGGUGACUAAGUAUAUCUGCAGCAAUUUGAGGACUUCUUCAAUUGUUCUACGUGCGAUGGCAAGUGUAAAUUCUGCAGAAUAUCCAGAGUGCAAGCCAAUCAUCCAUUCACCCAUGAAUCUGUCAUGUCACCAAGAGGCCAUGUCGAAACUCAAGAGCACAGACUCACAACCCAUUCCUGCUGGUGGUGGGAAGGGCAGCGGUAGUAAGGCCAGCAAGAACCCCUUUCCAACCAGUCCCCAGCCCACCGGUCAGUCCCCCUCCCCAUCCUCGAGUUCAAUGCUGAAAAAGAGGAGAGCAGACUUCAGAUUCGGCCGUAUCUUGGGGGAGGGAUCGUAUUCAGAGGUUGUGUUGGCUACAGAAAUAUCAUCUGGCAACCAGUAUGCAAUCAAAGUACUUGAAAAGAAGCAUAUUUUACGGGAGGGGAAGCAGAAGUAUGUUUUACAGGAGAAGGAAGUCCUGAGCAGACUAGAUCAUCCAUUCUUUGUCAAACUAUACUUCACCUUCCAAGAUAAUGAUAAGCUGUACUUUGGUCUGAGUUUAGCGAAACGUGGCGAGCUCUUACCGUACAUCAAGAAACUUGGUUCGUUUGACGAGAGUUCAUCAAGGUUCUACACUUCAGAAAUCAUAUUAGCUCUUGAAUACCUUCACAGUAUGGGAAUCAUACAUAGAGACCUGAAACCGGAAAAUAUUCUUCUCAAUGAGAAGAUGCACAUACAGAUCACAGACUUUGGAACAGCCAAGAUUAUAGGGACUGAUGAUAAGAAGGAUGGGUCAUCUCGUGCAAAUUCAUUUGUUGGUACUGCUCAAUAUGUGUCCCCGGAGCUACUCACUGAAAAAUCUGCAACGAAAAGCUCGGACCUCUGGGCUCUUGGCUGCAUAGUGUAUCAACUACAAGCAGGGCUACCUCCAUUUAGAGCAAGCAAUGAGUAUAUGAUAUUCCAGAAAAUAAUCAAGUUAGAGUAUGACUUUCCAGAUGGGUUCUCUCAGACAGCACGGGACUUGGUCUCAAAACUUCUUGUUAUUGAUCCGCUGAAAAGAUUAGGCUGUGACGAGUGUGGCGGGUACCCUGCCCUGAAGGCACAUCCAUUCUUAGAUGACGUUGACUGGGACAAUCUCCACGAGCAGAAGGCACCUGUACUCAAACCAUGCACAGUGGUCGAUGGGGAAGAGAUCCAUAGCGAGUACUAUGUUGAUGAUUUUGACUUGGAGUUGAACCCUACCAGCUUAAGUGAGUACCUGAAGAGGAUCGAGACGCACGACCGCGCCCAUAGUCCUACCAGGGAUAACAAAUAUGUUGUAGAUUUUACACCGGGAGAACGCAAGCAGAGACUGGAGAGGCAACGGAAGGAGAACAAAUGGCACCGGUUUGUGGAAGGCAAUCUCAUACUAAAGAAUGGCUGGGUGGAUAAGAGGAAGGGUUUGUUUGCCAGGAGGAGAAUGUUACUACUAACGGAAGGCCCCCACUUGUAUUAUGUAGAUCCUGAAAAUAUGGUCCUCAAGGGAGAAAUACCAUGGUCACCGCAACUGAAAGUAGAAGCUAAGAAUUUCAAGACAUAUUUUGUGCAUACACCAAAUCGGACAUACUACCUUAUUGACCCAGAGAGUGAUGCAGUUGAGUGGUGUCAAGCAAUCAAAGAGAUGUACAGACAUACGUACCAAAAGUCUAUUUAAUCUAUCGCCAUCAUCCUCCGCUACCUGCUCCAUUCUGUGGACCAGUGGGAGGAUCAGCCCCCUUCGCUUUGUCCAUUGAUGGUUAUGUGUGAUGUUUGCAAUGGUAUCGUAUACUUCUUAUCAUAAAAUGCUAUUUAUGAUUCAACCUAACAUAAAAGGUAUGUUGAGGUUGCUGAUUUGGAGAGAGAUUAUAUGUGAUGUAAUUGUAGUUCUUCAGCCUGGUGAUGAGGUUGAGUAAUGUACUUGCUUCAACCUGGUCAUAAGAUUGAGGGUGUAUUUCAUUUCAACCUGGUGAUGAGGUUGCCAUCUGUAGUUGCUCCAACCUGGUGAUUAGGUUGAGCAUUUUAGUGGCUUCAACCUGGUGAUGAGGUUGGGGUUGUAGUUCCUUCAGCAUGCAUGGUGACAAGGUUGGUGAUUGUACUUGCUUUAACCUGGUGAUGAGGUUGGGGUUGUAAGUUCCUUCAGUAUGCAUGGUGACAAGGUUGGUGAUUGUACUUGCUUUAACCUGGUGAUGAAGUUGAGGAGAGUAGUUCCUUCAACCUGCUGAUAUGGUUGAAGAUUGUGUUUGCAUCACCGGGUGAUGAGGUUGUGUUUUAAGUUGCUUAUCCUGGUGAUGAGGAUGAGGAUAGCAGUACCUUCAGCCUGGUGAUGAGGUUGGCAUUGUAGCUACUUGAACCUGGUGAUGAGGUCUGGCAUUGUCUCUAUAAAUUCACAAAAAGAAUAUACCAUGGACAGGGGAAAGCGGGCUUGAAUCGGCUGUGUCAUACAAACAUUGAUUAUCUCAAAUGAAGUAGAAUAAUGAAGUUUACAUAUUUUAUUAAUUGUCACGUUGUUGUGAUGUGUCAUUGUAUGACAUACCUUAUUCAAGACGCUACAAUCAUGAGUAAUGCCAAACCUUUAUUUCCCUGUGAAUAAACCGACUAUUGAUCUAGUGUGUUUUCCUAGAAAUAGGAACAUAGAGUUAGAUAUUUUAUGUUUUCUUCUGAAAAUUUCUAUUCAUUUUUCUUAGUGUAUUUAAAAAUCUAUGGAAGAUGUUGAAUAGAUUGUUACCAGCCAUGUAACAUAGAGUUUAGUGAUUGAUCGUAAUGACGAUAUCUAUGAUUGGUUACAUUGACUUUUGUGUAUGAUCAAUCGUAGGAAUCAGCCCUAAAAUCAAUCACUAAUGUUUAUGUUCCAGGGCGCUGGACACAAAGUCUCUGUAUAGCUCCGAAUGUAAAUAUGUCAAUGGAGAGAUAUAGUAUGUAUGCAAUAAUGUAUUGUACAGUAAAUGGAUGGAUGGAGUCCAUAUUCUAUCCUUUUAUCUCUAGAAUUGUGCCCAUUUGUGAUUGAAAUGAUUAUACCGUUACAAUAAUGUCCUUGUGUAUCACAACAAGUCUCAGAAUUUUAUGUUGCUUAUUACCCUGCUGUAUCACCCACAUUUAUAUAAUCAUAUGCCUAUUUUGUCAAUCCUCGAAAUAUUACAGGCGUUCCUUCCAUUCACAUGUUUCAUCUUUACAUUUUGAUCAGUUUACUGUCACAAUAUAUAUGUUAAACUCAUACAAUGAUAUGUGUAUAUGUACACACUAGGUUGCCCGUGUAAGCAACGUGUAGGCCUCGUAAGUGCUAGUACAUGUACUUGGACAUAUUCAAUUCUAUAGUUCAAUGUUGAACUCAUAAAGACUAGUAUUUACAAAUUUCGUGAUGAGUAUACUCUUUCAAUUUAUUUUUCCGGCUGGUAUACACUAUGAAGUAGACGUAGUGUGGGGCUCAUAGCAGAAUAUUAUUGUACUUAACCAGGAUGGGUCCACCCUAAGAGCCCUGUGGAGCUCCACAUGUAAGCUGCCAUGUAUGAAGUAAUGAAACAAAACGUGUUUGCUUCAUCACUGGUUUCUGAUGUUUUCCUUUUCAUUUAAUUGUCAUGACAAUUGAAUUCAACAGCAUUCUUUCUUUCAUUAUAUUAAUGUUUAAAUAGUGUUUUGCUUUUUUAGAUACAUUAGGAGGAGAUGUAACAUGGUAUGAAUGAAUCAUGAUUAAGGUUUGUUUUUGGAGCAUCUGGCAUGUCACAGCAUGGUUAAGAAUGAAAUAUGAAAACAACAGCUGAAAUUUGGAUGAUGAAUUUCAAAAUGACAGGUAUGUGAAGAGCAAACUUUGCUUCAGAUGAGGUUCACGAUUGUUGAUGUUGGUAUAUGUGGCAAGAAGCACCAUUUAUGCCAUUUUAUAUCUAACGUCUCCAUAUGUAGAUCAAUAAUCAUUUAAAAAUGCCGUGUUUGAUUUUCAAUGACCUACUAUCAUUUAUUUUACUUUGGAAGGAAAUUAAAAAUCUAUUAAAUUUGUAUAGAUUUCUUAAUAUUACAACGAUAGUGAUUUUAUAUUACAUGAAAUUCAUAAUGCGUAUAAGUGUGUGUACAUGUUUAAGUUUUGGGGUAAUAAGUAUGUGUUGACCAAGUCUUAUUUUGAUUUAAAAAUAUUUGCUUCCUAUAUGUAAAUCUGUAAAGAGCAAUGUAUAUUGGUCGUAAAUGUGAAAAAUUAGUAUCUUUUGUAGUGAGGAAGAUACAGGAGUACUGAAUGAAAUAAUAGAUAUUGAAAUUGAGUGUCAUUGUGUUCAAACUUAUUUGGUAUUUAUUAUAGAACAUGUUUCCAUUUGGUGGAAUACAUGUAGAUACCAUGUCCUUGUAUUGAAUUCAGCUGUUCUUAAAGUCGCUCUAAUCUUACGAGCAGCUGUAUGACACGCCCACCUGAAUGAUACUUGUCUUUUAAGAUCUAACACACACAUAAAUUUCAUACUCGUCUCUUCCAUACUCUCUCUUCAUAUUCUCUAUACUAAUCAAAUGAUCAUAAAAAUGUGUUGGUAUUUGCAUAAUUUCAAAAGUUUGAAAUCACUAAAUGAUUGGGUUAAUUAUGGAUUCAGUCAUUUGUCAAAUAAAUAACCGCAUGUGCUACAUUUCUAUAGGGCGACCCUUGGUAAACUUUUCAAAUUUGCUUGUGUGUUGUUUUUUAUGUAGUAAUUUAUGUAAUCUAACUGAACAUGUGCACAUAAUUAAUAUACACUAAGAUUUACUGCCAAAACUAAUAUCUCCUCCAUUGCACAUUGUAAUAUAAAGGCCACCCACAUCACAAACCUUUAGUAGCUCCUGUUAGGUAUGUUAAUGUUUCAUUAAUGAACACGCAGAAAGCAAAUGAUAUUAUAAAAAAAAUUAUUGUUUUUGUAUAAUGUACAAACUUAGUUCUUCUCUUCGCAAGGAAAUAUCAUUCUUUUUCCUUCUUCAUGUUAACCAUUUGGUAGAAAGCUGUAGAAGUGGUAACUUAUACAAGUGUAAAAUAAGUAUUUGAAUGUAUACAGAUUAGAUCCAAGUUUCACAAAGGUUUGCAAUGGAUUGCAAAUGUAAAGAGCAAUUCUGUUUGGACCCUCGUCAGUGUGUUGAACAAUGUGUGCAUACAACAGCGAUCUUAAUUUAUUCAUUUCAAUCAUAAAAUCAUAAAAUAUAUAUAUACAACAGUAACAUGGAAUGAUCAUUAUGAUAAUGGUGAAAUUGGCGAAGAAACGAGUUACAAUAGAUUCAAACCACUUCUUUGGGAGACGGCCCAGAUAUGAAUUUUUCUGCGUUAACCAAAGCUUUUUUCACAUCUGGGCCCAGUAAACAAAGGUUUGCUAUAAAUCGCUAAUUUAAAAAUUGGUUCCUUAUUGGUCUACAGAGCAAAAUGCACACUCUGCAAUGAUGAUCUUGAUAGGCCAUUUCAUUUAGCAAUUAAUUGCUAAUGUUUGUGUUACCAGGCCCUGGUUACAUCAAUGCUAGAUCAUGUUUCUAUUUAGCCAAGUCAAGUUACCUCAUUAUUCAAAUUAUAUUAUGUACAUGUCUUUUAAAACUUCAGGUGGGGAACUGUAAAAGAUACGAAACGAGAUCAUUUUAUUGAUAUAAAGUAUUAAAUCUGGAUAGCUACAUGUAGUCACAGUUCAAACUGUAUAUGGGUUUUGUAAAAAUUAAAUUAAAAUCAUUAAAUUAAAA